CAGGUAAAGCGACAGAAUACUGCCUAAACAUUAUGGAAAGCCUGAACACUACAACUGAACAGAUAACCUAUGUCUUGAAAGAGAAUGGCAGCUUUAAUAACACAGACCAAGACUUUACAACUGAUGAGUAUGAUGUGUCUGCAAUCAAAAUCAUAAUACCAACACUGUUUACAAUAAUAACAGUAAUAGGAACAAUUGGAAGCUGCCUGGUAAUCUACACAUUGGUGUUUAAGAAAAAUUCAAAGAAACAAAUGAUCUUGAAUGGUUUGCUGGUGAACCUGGCUGUAGCAGAUCUAUUGUUCAUAAUCAUUUGUGUUCCGGUAGCUGCAGCAUAUAGAGUUAUGGAAAACUGGCCAUUUGGAGAUGCUAUGUGUAAAUUAUUACAUUUUCUCAAAGAAUUUUCUGCAUAUAUGUCAAUAUAUUCAUUAGUUGCAAUUUCAGUCACAAGAUAUUUCACCAUUGUAAGGGCACGAUUUUCUGGCAAUAUACCAAGUCAGCACAGGAUGUACACACUUUUUGUAUAUAUGGGAUUAUGGGUAAUAGUACCUCUUGUGAACAUUCCUAAUUUGUUCAUUUUUGGAACAAAGAAAUUUAGACCACAUCUAUAUGGAAGAGUAUAUACAUUAUGUGGGUCAAUUUAUCCAGAGGCAAAUAAGAAAAAGAUGCUUUGUUUUCUUGUGUUCUCUUACAUUCUUCCAGUUACUAUAGUUUCCGUCACCCAUUUUCUCAUUGUACGUCAUAUUAACAAGAACUCAGCUGAUGUCACUCCAGGUUCAAUCAGGAGAAGGCGCAAUGCAAACAGAAUCAUCAUCGCCACGACAACAGGCUUUGCAGUAUGCUGGCUACCGAUUCAACUAUAUGUAAUCUUAAGCAGUUGUUUACCAAUCCAUGUUAUAUACACCAGUGAAGCUUUUGCCAUAUUUGGUAUUGUGGCUGAGGUACUAGCAUACUCAAAUAGUUGUAUUAAUCCCAUCAUCUAUAACUUUGUGUCAGAAGAUUUUAGAAAAGACUUUAUCGAAAAUGUCUGUGCAAAAUGUUUCUAUUCAAACAGAACUAUUUUGGUAUCAAAAACAUCUGAUACCUCAAACAGAG
Owenia fusiformis is the source of this 1092-nucleotide messenger RNA. The record is from the annotation of a GenBank genome assembly. Lineage: Eukaryota; Metazoa; Annelida; Polychaeta; Sabellida; Oweniidae.